Messenger RNA from Perkinsus marinus ATCC 50983, 2354 nucleotides. RefSeq lists its product as hypothetical. The record is from RefSeq and is a predicted model, not a curated record. Bases 303 to 2354 code for a protein of 683 amino acids. NCBI's taxonomy places the organism in Eukaryota, Perkinsozoa, Perkinsida, Perkinsidae. The transcript has a single exon.
AAUAGUUCCGAGGGCUGUGGAACAAUAGAAGAAGAAUAGUUUGUUGACAGGGCGUGUUAAGAAACUUCACGCGUAAGUGCAGAACUACGGACCAACCUAGAGAGCCCUAAGGAAGUUCCUCAUCGCACGCGAAUAAUACGAGUGAAUACUCUCAUCUCAGACUCGCCAGUAUACGUGGGGGUUGUCUCGCAGCAAGUUGUCCCGAUACACAAGAUUAUGACGCAAAGUAGACAUAGCUAUGUUCGAGCCCUAUUCGCUUAGAACUAGUGAUCAAUAUCACUUUUGUGAACGACGUUGCCAAUAUGAAGUUCGCUGUUGCAAGUGCCGCUACUUUGACCGUUGUUCUCGCUGGUCAGUGCACCAGUGAGGACCAAGCCUUCUGGACUUCCUAUGGUCAGACGUUCAGCAACUUCCUUGCUGGGUGUGGGAAACAAGCCUGGGGUGAUGCCAAGGGUACCACCAAAUGUCUAGUGAAUGACCCCAUGAACAAACUCACUUCUUCUUGUGCCCAAUGUUUUGGUGAUUCUGUUGAAUGCGGGAGAGGCUCAUGUAUGUUCAGCUGCAUUUCUGGGCCCGCCACGAGCAAGUGUCUUAAGUGUAUACAUAAGUCUGACUGUGAUGACAAACUUUAUGCCUGCACUGGAUACUCUGCUGACGAAAUGCCGCCUGAUCCGACCGGAACUGUUUCGACUUUGCCUGUGACUACUGCAGCACCGACUACUACCACUACCACCACUACCACCACUACCACCACUACCACCACUACCACCACUACCACCACUACCACCACUACCACCACAACCACCACUACCACUACUCCUAGCACUACUACUACUCCUAGCACGACUACCACCACUCCUAGCACUACUACUCCUACCACGACUACCACCACUCCUAGCACGACUACCACCACUCCUAGCACUACUUCUACUACCACAACCACCACUCCUAGCACUACUACCACAACUACCACAACUACCACACCAACUACUACAACUCCUUCUACCACGACCACUACUACCAGUGCCACUACGACUUUUCCCAGCACUACCACUACAACUACGUCUAGUACUACCACUACAACUACGUCUAGUACUACCACUACAACUACGUCUAGUACUACCGCUACAAUUAGCCCGAGCGUUUCAUCUACUACUAGCAUUACUGCUACUACUUCUAUCCCGAGCAGCACCACCGCUUCUCUGCAAGGGAUGUGCAGCAGCAGCGAUCACGAUUUGUGGGCUUCUUAUGGACAAGCUUACAGUAACUUCAUCGCUUACUGUGGUCUCCAGUCGUUCGGUGAUGCCAAGGCUAGUACUGCCUGUAUUGAGAAGUCCGGGUUGUCCGAUUCCUGUUCUAACUGCUUCGGUCAGUCGAUUCAGUGUGGUCGUGACGUGUGUAUGAUGAGCUGCAUUUCUGGCCCUGCUACUAAGAAGUGCUUGAACUGUAUCGCGAAGACCAAGUGCAACCCUGAUCUGUACAAGUGCACAGGUUAUACAGUCAAUGAGAUGCCGCCUAACCCAACUGGUACCAGUCCUUUGCCCACCACUACCAUUGCUCCUGUCACUACCACCGUCGCCCCCACUACUGAGUCGACUGUCACUACCACCGUCGCCCCCACUACUGAGUCGACUGUCACUACCACCGUCGCCCCCACUACUGAGUCGACUGUCACUACCACCGUCGCCCCCACUACUGAGUCGACUGUCACUACCACUGUCGCCCCCACUACUGAGUCGACUGUCACUACCACUGUCGCCCCCACUACUGAGUCGACUGUCACUACCACCGUCGCCCCCACUACUGAGUCGACUGUCACUACCACCGUCGCCCCCACUACUGAGUCGACUGUCACUACCACCGUCGCCCCCACUACUGAGUCGACUGUCACUACCACCGUCGCCCCCACUACGGAGUCAAUUGCCACUACCACUGUCGCCCCCACUACGGAGUCAAUUGCCACUACCACCGUCGCCCCCACUACUGAGUCGACUGCCACUACCAGUGUCGCUCCCACUACUGAGUCGACUGUCACUACCACUGUCGCUCCCACUACUGUCGGCCCGGUCGAAACCUCGACUACUGCUGCUCCUGCGCCAAAGCACAGCUGCGUUGAGGCCGACAAGAUCUGUGCGCAGUCCUAUGCGGGUUCGUACUGCAAGUAUUGGAUGGAUGAGCCUACUUGUUUCGGUAGCGAUAUCGCUUGCUCUUGUUCUGACGACACCGUUAGUACUACCACACACUCCAUUGCUCAAUGUGAUGCUGAGUGUGCUGCUGGAUUCCCGGGAUCUUAUUGCAAGUACUGGGAGGAGCCUUCGGUCUGCUUCGGUUCAAACAAGCCUUGCUCUUGCUAA